AUGUUUCACCGGCUUUCGAGCCUGCUCCUCUUCCUGGAUCUGACCGCCAGUGCGUUCUCAUUGCCCAACUCCCACAACGCACCCCAUGCCCCUUUCCCUAGACAGGAGGACCUAGGCCCCAACCCGAUCGACCCAGGCUGGUACGCCGACCCGGACGCCAUAAAGACUAGCAACGGGACGUACUUCAUCUACGCGACCCUCUCGAUCGCGUUUGACUCCCAGACAACCUUUGACGCCUUCUCCGCGUCCUCCCUCGCAGGGCCCUGGACCAAACACCCCGCCGUGUUUGAUCCCGUGGCCGGCGGCGGCUCGGCAUGGGCGAACAGGUGGCUCUGGGCGCCCUGCACGGUCGAGCGCGACGGCAAGUUCUGGUUCUACUACACGGCCAACGACCCAAUCGACUACGAGGACACGGCGGGGAUCGGGGUCGCCGUGUCUGACUCCCCCGCGGGGCCGUUUGUCGACGCCAUCGACAGGCCGCUGAUCGGCAAGCGCUACGGCGGCGCAAACGCGAUGGACCAGCAGGCCUUCCGAGACCCCGGCGACGGAAAGUGGUACCUGAUCUGGGGCGGGAGCUUUACCAGGAUCGUGCCCCUGGGGGACGACAUGGCGAGCAUCGCGCCCUGGGAUGAUGACGGGUCUACCGAGCCGCGGGACAUCACUCCCAAUGAAGGGUUCGGCGAGGGGAGCUACAUGCUCAAGCGGGGCGGGUGGUAUUACUUGAUGUGGUCCGAGGGCGGGUACGGUACGCCCGACUACCGCGUGGCGUAUGCGCGGUCCGAGAGCCUGCUGGGACCGUUUGUGCGGAUCGGCCUGAUCCUGGACAAAGGCGACAGCUCGGUCGCGGACGGGCCGGGCCACCACUCGAUCAUCAAGGAGGGCGAGGAUGAGUAUUACAUCGUUUAUCACCGCCGGAUCUUGGGGGACACGGUGGCAGACCAUCGCGUGUUGGCGGUGGAUCGGUUGGUGUUUGACGAGGACGGGUGGAUUGAACCUGUCGUCAUGCAUUGA
Microdochium trichocladiopsis is the source of this 1011-nucleotide messenger RNA. Its product is annotated as family 43 glycoside hydrolase. Gene Ontology annotation, biological process: carbohydrate metabolic process. The transcript has a single exon. Gene Ontology annotation, molecular function: hydrolase activity, hydrolyzing O-glycosyl compounds. NCBI's taxonomy places the organism in Eukaryota, Fungi, Ascomycota, Sordariomycetes, Xylariales, Microdochiaceae. Bases 1 to 1011 code for a protein of 336 amino acids. The record is from RefSeq and is a predicted model, not a curated record.